Messenger RNA from Solanum pennellii, 741 nucleotides. Its product is annotated as protein ORANGE-LIKE, chloroplastic. The transcript has 3 exons. The record is from RefSeq and is a predicted model, not a curated record. NCBI's taxonomy places the organism in Eukaryota, Viridiplantae, Streptophyta, Magnoliopsida, Solanales, Solanaceae. Bases 168 to 476 code for a protein of 102 amino acids.
UGUAGCCUACGUACUUGUGGGUCGAGCCGAUCAUUUUUUGGCCCACACAAAAAAUAGGCUAGCUCGAUCUGACCCGUAAAAUAUCAAAGCCUAUACGGAUUAGCGGCUGGGUAGCCCAUAUUACAGCUCUAGUUACGGGUGAAAUCAAAUUAUCACAAAGUGGCGAAAUGAUUCCGCCACUCCUGCGGACGUUAGCAACAGGCUCCAUUGUUCUUCUUGGUGGAGCUAUCUCUAUCUCUGCACUCACCACUUCAGUCCUUCGCCGUAAAGCCUUAAUUAAUAAGGAGAAGUUUGGGAAGCUUUGUUUGUAUUGCAGAGGUAAAGGAUUUUAUAAAUGUAAGCUUUGCAACGCAAAUGGUACAAUAAAAUGGUCACCCCUUUAUGAUCCUCUAUUUAUAAAUCCAUGUGUUUGUCCUACUUGUGAGGGAAACAAGAUUCAGCGAUGUCUCAAUUGUUUGGGAGAUGGAAGGGUUUAAUUUAAGACUGAAAUGCACUCUACCUGUUCGAUAAAAGUACAAUACCAACAUUUGGAAUUCAGAGGUGUUUUUUCCCUUGAAAAGUUGCGGAGAGGUCAAAUAGAAAAUGAUUAUAAGACGGAGAAUCAAAUCCAGUUUAGUUAGUCAACCAACGAAUAGUUCCCAUUUCAAAGGUGUAAUUCUUGAGCAAACAUUUUUAUUAAGGAUGAUGUUUAGUUUUAAGAAAGGCUCAUUUUGGGUUUUGAUAUAAUAUCAUAAUACAGUC